Molecule: messenger RNA, 207 nt
Organism: Colletotrichum costaricense
Lineage: Eukaryota; Fungi; Ascomycota; Sordariomycetes; Glomerellales; Glomerellaceae
Exons: 2
Coding region: 1-207 (68 amino acids)
Source: RefSeq, a predicted model, not a curated record
AUGGCGCGGAUCGAUGUCAUUCAACGAGGGGAAAACAAAGUCGGGGUCGCUCCGAUAUCGUCGGCCUUCACAUCUGGGGUCCGGGGACCCUGGGGUUUCUCAGUGAUAUCAGUGAAUUCAGUGGGCCCCGCAAUGUUAUCCUUGAUUGAUGGGCCCAACCUCGUCCAGGAUGCUGGUCAACGACACAGAUGGGGAGCUCCGGCUUGA